Molecule: messenger RNA, 1708 nt
Organism: Sphaerodactylus townsendi
Lineage: Eukaryota; Metazoa; Chordata; Lepidosauria; Squamata; Sphaerodactylidae
Gene: SENP8
Product: SUMO peptidase family member, NEDD8 specific
Exons: 3
Coding region: 230-865 (211 amino acids)
Biological process (GO): proteolysis
Molecular function (GO): cysteine-type peptidase activity; deNEDDylase activity
Source: RefSeq, a predicted model, not a curated record
UACGGCGCUGCUUAGCAACCGAGGGAGGAUGAGGCGGGCGCGACAGAUAGCCUCACAGAUGAGCAGAUAAUAGCCGGAAAUUCGGUACCUGUUGAGACAGACGAUGCCGGUGGCUGUUUCUCUGGGCUGGGAUCGGGGCCGCGCUUUGCACCUGCCUGCCGCUUUUGUUCUGCUUCAGUGUUUUCAGGCCUUGGCUUCCCCGGUGCUUCGGUGACUCUGCCGGCGUAGGAUGGACCCGGUUGUCCUCAGUUACAUGGACAGUUUGCUGAGACAAUCGGAUGUCUUGCUCCUGGACCCCCCCUGCUGGCUGAACGACCACAUCCUCGGGUUCGCCUUCGAGUACUUCGCCACCGAGCAGUUCCGCGACUUCUCCGACCAGGUGUGCUUCAUCGGGCCCGAGGUGGCCCAGUUCAUCAAGUGCGCGACCGGCCAGGAGGAAAUGGGCCUCUUCCUGGAGCCCCUGAAGCUGCCCCAAAAGAAAGUCGUGUUCCUGGCCAUCAACGACAACUCCAACCAGGCCGCCGGGGGCACCCACUGGAGCCUCUUGGUUUACUUCCGGGACCAGAACUGCUUUGCCCACUACGAUUCCCACACGAGGUGCAAUUCCGCUCACGCCAGACAGGUCGCUGGGAAGCUGGAGGCCUUUCUGGGCAAGAGAGGCAGAAUCUCCUUUGUCGAGGAGAAGGCUCCCGCCCAGCAGAACAGCUACGACUGCGGGAUGUACGUCAUCUGCAACACAGAGGCCCUGACGCGGGCUUAUUUCCAGGCCAAGCAAGAGCCGCUGCUGCAGCUCCUGACUCCUUCCUACAUCACGCAGAAGAGGGAAGAAUGGAAGGAUCUCGUUGCGAAGCUCUCCCAGAAGUGACUGGCCUCUGCCCUACCCCAGUGCCUGAAGAAGCCGCUCAAGCAGAGAGAUUGCCUUUGGGUUUUUACGCCGCCUUGCUCUGAGCCAAGUCGUGAGAAGAAAAAGCUCAAGCAGAGAUUGCCUUUGAAUGUUUACCCCGCCUUGUUCCGAGCCGAGCUGUAAGAAGCUUAAAUGUCCUCUCUCAGGCGGACAGUCGUCGCUUGGGCCGUUUUUAAAAAUCCCCUUUGCCAGAAAGGCUCCCCGUAACUUCUCUUUCUCUGUCUGCCUGUGCAAACUGUACCAGCGGAUUCAGCAACGCCAGAGCAUAUCUCUGCUUCGACUUAGCUGAGCAGAUUUUUGGCAGCCCUGAAAUCACGCCCGAGCCUCUGGAAGCCAAAUGAGGCGGCACAACGCUACGCCGCUGCAACGAAGCCUUCUGAAAAAGCAACCGAACGAUUCUGGUUAUUGCUCCCCCCCCGCCCCCAAUUGAGGAAGGAUUGUAGGAAAAUAGACUGCUUGGUUGUACAUAGCGCUUUGGCGACCUUGCAAAACAGCGCUGACCCCCGAAGACGUGACAGAGCAAACUUUGGUCAACGCAGAUCUUGGCAGCUCAAGGAAGGUGGUUUUGUGUAUAAUUGCAGCAGCUUCCAGUUGCUGCUUAUCUCAUCAUCUAUCCAUUCCAGCACCUCUUCAUAGAGACUGUGACGGAACUCACAGGUGGCGGCGGGGGGGGGGGGCACGUCGGUGAGAGAGAAUGGCAGGAAAGAAUGAGAGAGAGAAUGGCAGGGAAUCUGUAGGGGCUGAACACGGGUGCGUUUUGAGUGUGGUUCUUUUUCUGUACAUCACUUUGAACACCUUUGCGCU